This is a messenger RNA of Tarenaya hassleriana, 1235 nucleotides long. RefSeq names its product proteasome assembly chaperone 2. The transcript is spliced from 7 exons. The record is from RefSeq and is a predicted model, not a curated record. Lineage: Eukaryota; Viridiplantae; Streptophyta; Magnoliopsida; Brassicales; Cleomaceae. Bases 104 to 949 code for a protein of 281 amino acids. Gene Ontology annotation, cellular component: nucleus; cytosol. Gene Ontology annotation, biological process: proteasome assembly.
UUCCCAGUUUUUUCGAGCAGAAAUCUCAAAUUGGUCGAGAAACGUUCACCACUUCUGCUUCUCUGAGUCUGCACUUAGGGUUUUUUCGGUUCCAGAGUUGCUCAUGGAGUUCAUUGUGGAAGAAGGAAAGCGUAUGCAUCAAGACUGCUCGACUUUGAUUCUGCCUGCAUUAUCCGUGGGGAAUGUGGGGCAGCUCGCAGUUGAUCUUCUGGUUUCGUCCAUGGGAGCGGAGAGAGUGGGUUAUUUGGAUGAUCCAUUUAUGCUUCCAUGCGUUGGAAAUGAUGCUUAUGGCCCUCUUCCUUGUGGUGAAAUUGCUCUUCCUCUUGAAGUCUAUGAUUCAUUGUCAAAUGGGAUUACUCUUGUUCAACAACGAUCUCCAGUUGUGAAGGGAAUGAUGAUUAAUUUUGCUAAGAAUAUAGCGGAUUUUGCUUCUGCAAGUGGAAAGAAGCAUGUUGUCAUCCUUUCGAGUUUGGACUUCCAAAAGCUGCAAAAAUUGGAUAUGUCAAGUGGCUCUCAGGUGAAUUAUCUGUCCAGCACGAAAUCUGAUGGAACAGAUGACCAGUUGGAGCGAAUUGGAUUCAAAAGGUUGGAUGAGUAUGACCCGACAGGCAGAUGUUGGCGAUAUCUUAGCUCCGUCUUUGAUGAAAACAGUUCAGAAGAGAUGACUCCUCCGUCUGAAGAUGAAUUGGAAGACAUAGAUUACUAUCCAAGCUUGCCAUUUGCAGCUCUUUUUUCGGCUUUCAAGGCAAGAGGAUUGAAGGUCACUUGCUUGCUAUGUUACUGUUCGGAGGGGGACAACAUCCCUGAAGCUUUUCUUCUUGCAGAAUCUGCUUCCAAACUUACCGGUCUCGGUCCCGACAACUUUCGAGGAGGCGAAGACGGGAAAUGGCGGAUACCGUGUUCGUGGAAGAGCCUCUAUGGAGCACCACCGGACUCGUCCAUGUUCUAGAGAUAUCAUCUCCUUUCUCAGAGGUACUUCAUGAAUCUUUUUGAAAUCCAGUUAUAGAUUAUGUAUUUUUGGUCGGACUCUAUCCAAUUCGUAACAACUUGUUUGCAUGCAAGGUAGGCAUUUUGGUUUUAGAUUUUUCAGGUUUAAGAAAUACAAGGUUUCAUUCUCUUUUUUCUUUUUUGUCUUUUGGUUAAAUCCGGUUUUGUAUUGGGUAAUUCGGUUUAUUAAACCGAUUCGGAUUAAAUUUGUCAUGUGAGGUGUCAAUGACGGGGAAGCAUAUUUAGCA